Messenger RNA from Cyanidioschyzon merolae strain 10D, 807 nucleotides. RefSeq lists its product as hypothetical. NCBI's taxonomy places the organism in Eukaryota, Rhodophyta, Bangiophyceae, Cyanidiales, Cyanidiaceae. The record is from RefSeq and is a predicted model, not a curated record. The coding region runs from base 1 to 807 and encodes 268 amino acids. The transcript has a single exon.
AUGCGGACAAUCGUCUCGAGGUAUACCUUUUUGACACCACCAGCCCUGCACCAUCAACAAGUACGCGGGCGGCACACGAAGCAAACUGGCACGAGCCACAUCCGGUGUACACAUACGCCAAACACGAGCACCAACGCUGUUUUCUACACCCGCCGCGAGCUCUGCACCGCGCUACUGCUGCUGCUCUCAAUCGACGGCGGACGCGGCACAAACGCACGCGCGGAAACGCUGCCCCGCACCGCAAACGAUAGCCUGGUCUGCUAUCGUGACGACAGCAUACAGUUCUGGCGCCCGAAAGACUGGACAGAGGACCGUCUGCGCCGACAGCAAGCCGUGCGGAACACGUUGCUACGGAGGGAGGCCAUCACGACAACCGCGAAAGGACACCCAAACCAGGGUAUGUUGGUCUUGGCAGCGUUCCAGUCCCCGUUGUUUCCAGAGUCUGAUCAUCUCUCAGUUAUAUCCGCCGGGUUGGAUUCGGGGGCCGGCCUGGAAAGCGCCGAUAUCCUCGCGAACAAGUUCGUGAACACGCUGCGCAGCCGACCCGCUGUCGCCUCGGCUCGCGUACGGUCUGCUCGCAAUACCCGGCACGUCGAUCAACGCGUCUACGCUGACUUUGAAAUUGAAGUUUUCGGACGCAUGGGCUGGCACCGGCAAAAUGCAUGUUCGGUCAUCGUUCACGAAAACCGGUUGUAUACGUUUACGCUUCAAUCCCGGGCCGAGGCAUGGCAUGCCGCCCGAUUUCUAGCCUGUCGCGACUCGUUCCUGGCCGGUGUCGAUCCAUCAAUCCCCCUAUGCCCUGUUUAA